This is a messenger RNA of Batrachochytrium dendrobatidis JAM81, 330 nucleotides long. RefSeq lists its product as uncharacterized. The transcript is spliced from 6 exons. Gene Ontology annotation, biological process: RNA splicing; spliceosomal snRNP assembly. Lineage: Eukaryota; Fungi; Chytridiomycota; Chytridiomycetes; Rhizophydiales. Gene Ontology annotation, molecular function: RNA binding. The record is from RefSeq and is a predicted model, not a curated record. Bases 1 to 330 code for a protein of 109 amino acids. Gene Ontology annotation, cellular component: precatalytic spliceosome; U2 snRNP; catalytic step 2 spliceosome.
AUGGCUACCACAACUCAAAAAUCAAAAAGCGAGAUGAGCGAGAUAGAACUGCAGGCCUUGGAAGAGGCCGAGUUCCAGACUGGCCCACUUUCAAUCCUCACACAGGCAGUCAAGAAUAGCUCGCAAGUGCUGGUGGUCUGUCGAAACAAUCGCAAGCUAUUGGCCCGAGUCAAAGCUUUCGAUCGGCAUUGUAAUAUGGUGUUGGAGAAUGUGAAGGAGAUGUGGACAGAAACUCCACAAACCGGAAAAGGAAUCAAAAAGGCAAAGCCAGUGAACAAGGAUCGUUUCAUUUCCAAAAUGUUUUUACGAGGAGAUUCAGGUAUAUACUGA